GGUAUAGUUCUUAUCUUUACUUCUUUAGGCUUCCCUCCACAAAACCUUUAAAACAAAAAGAUUUCUGCUUUCUAGCGUAGCAUAUCUGUUGCUAUGGCAGCAGCCCCAACUCCGAUAACUUCAAUUCCUCCUUCAAAACCCAGUGGAAAAAUCUCAACGAUUGAGCCUAUAAACCCACCACAAAACCCUCUUUCUCUUCUACCCAAAUGCGCCUCUUUGAGAGAAGUGAAGCAAAUCCAAGCCUUUGCAAUCAAAACCCAUCUCCAAAAUGACAUCACUUUCCUUACCAAACUCAUCAAUUUCUGUACCAAGAACCCAACUUUUACCUCCAUGGAAUAUGCCCACAAAGUAUUUGACAAAGUUUCCCAACCUGAUAUUGUCCUUUUCAACACCAUGGCUCGUGGCUAUUCCCGUUCAAAUACCCCAACCCAAGCCAUCCCCCUCGUUUCUCAGCUUCUUUCCUUUGGUUUCCUGCCUGAUGACUACACUUUCCCAUCUGUUCUUAAAGCUUGUUCGAGUUCUAAAGCCUUGGAAGAAGGUAAACAAAUUCAUUGCCUUGUGAUUAAGCUUGGGCUUAAUCAUAACAUUUACAUAUGUCCAAGCCUUAUUAGUAUGUAUACUGAGUGUAAUGAUUUGGAUUCGGCUCGGAGAGUCUUUGAUAAGAUGUUGGAUCCUUGUGUUAUUUCUUACAAUGCUAUUAUUACUGGUUAUGCUAAAUGUAGCAGACCAAAUGAGGCCUUGUCGUUGUUUCGUGAAUUGCAAGUUAAGAGUUUGAAGCCUACUGAUGUUACCAUGUUAAGUGUUCUGUCUUGCUGUGCUUUAUUAGGAGCGUUGGAUUUGGGGAAGUGGAUACAUGAAUAUGUUAAUAAACACGGGUUUGAUAAAUAUAUUAAAGUAAGCACCGCGAUUAUUGAUAUGUAUGCAAAGUGUGGCAGCUUGGAGGACGCAGUUUGUGUGUUUGAGAACAUUACUUUAAGAGAUACACCAGCUUGGUCAGCGAUGAUCGUGGCAUUUGCAACUCAUGGGAAGGGUUAUAAAGCCAUAGAAACGUUUGAAGAGAUGAGAAAGGCAGGGGUGCAACCUGAUGAGAUCACAUUUUUGGGCCUCUUAUAUGCUUGUAGUCAUAAUGGACUAGUGGAGGAAGGUUGGGGGUGUUUUUCUAGUAUAACCAAUAAGUAUGGCAUUGUUCCUGGUAUUAAGCAUUAUGGGUGUAUGGUGGAUUUACUUGGUCGAACAGGACGCAUAGAUGAGGCUUAUAAGUUCAUUGAUGAAUUGCCUAUCAAGCCUACACCAAUACUAUGGCGAACAUUGUUAGCUGCUUGUAGUAGUCAUGGUGAUGUGGAAUUAGGAAAGAGGGUGAUUGAACGAAUUUUUGAAUUAGAUGACUCUCAUGGUGGAGAUUAUGUAAUCUUGUCCAACUUGUGUGCAAGAGCUGGGAGAUGGGAAGAUGUGGAUUUCCUUAGGAAAUUGAUGAAAGAUAGAGGGGUGGUAAAGGUUCCUGGUUGUAGCUCUAUAGAGGUGGACAAUGUGGUGCAUGAAUUCUUCUCUGGGGAUGGGGUGAAUACUGUUUCAACAUCUCUGCAUAAGGCGCUCGAUGAGUUAAUGAAGGAAUUGAAGAUGGUUGGCUAUGUACCUGAUACUUCUCUAGUUUUUCAUCCAGAAAUGGGAGAAGAAGAGAAAGAAAUUUCACUUAGAUAUCAUAGUGAAAAACUGGCCAUUGCGUAUGGGCUGUUAAACACUCCCCCUGGAUCAACAAUUCGUGUGGUGAAGAACCUCCGGGUCUGUGGGGAUUGCCAUGCUGCUGCUAAACUCAUAUCGCAAAUAUUCGAUAGGCAGAUAAUUCUCAGAGAUGUCCAACGAUUCCAUCACUUCAGAGAUGGAAAGUGCUCUUGUGGCGAUUUCUGGUAACACAGAUCAUAAAACUCAAAUGUGUAAUCAUCACUGGUGAAGAACAACCUCCCAAUGUUGCCUUGUUGGAGAACUACUACCAACUACUACAAUGUUCCAGCUGAAGAUUAAUUGGCCAUGAUUUGUGUCACCCAAGGACUAAAGAGCUGCCUAGGUUGAUUCCAGUUCCAGUUAUUUGUCUUCCAUAAGCCAUAUUUGGUCAGUGGCAAACUUAGCUACUGUUGUACAGCAUUCCUGAUGUUGAGCUGGAUUAGUAACUAAUUAGACCUUUUUUUUCCCUUGUAAUAAUAAGGAAAAGUUAUAAUAUGUAAU
Molecule: messenger RNA, 2220 nt
Organism: Theobroma cacao (cacao)
Lineage: Eukaryota; Viridiplantae; Streptophyta; Magnoliopsida; Malvales; Malvaceae
Source: RefSeq, a predicted model, not a curated record